ACACAGAGAUGCAGCUAGAGUACAACAAAACCAAAAGCUUCGCAUUGAAAUAGUUUUCACGAGGGUAUAUAAAAAGAUUGUAUAUCUUUCAGUUAACAACAAACUAUAGACGAUCAAAGAAAAGAAAUGUGGAACAAAAGCAUGGAAAUUACUAUGGAAGAUGAAGGUUCUAGAAGGACGAGGAAGAAGAUAGAACAUCCCAAGAAGAUGAAGAAUAUUCUAAAGAGUCUAUGGAAUGUCGGAAAAGAAGAUACGAGGAGACUGAAACAUGCUUUGAAAGUAGGAGUUUCAUUAACACUUGUGUCCUUGUUGUAUCUCAUGGAACCUUUCUUCAAAGGUAUCGGCAAAAAUGCAAUUUGGGCAGUCAUGACUGUCGUUGUCGUUCUCGAGUUCUCUGCCGGUGCGACAUUACGCAAGGGAUUAAAUAGAGGAAUAGGGACACUAAUAGCAGGAUCUCUAGCAUAUCUUAUUGAGUUUGUUGCUGUUAAUUCGGGUAAAAUUUUCGGAGGCAUCUUCAUUGGCGCUGCUGUAUUCAUCAUCGGAUCAACGAUAACGUAUAUGAGAUUUGUUCCAUACGUAAAGAAAAACUACGAUUACGGUAUGCUGGUAUUUCUUUUGACGUUUAAUCUUAUCACAGUAUCGAGUUACAGAAUCGAUACUGUGAUUAAAAUCGCACACCAGAGAUUAUUAACCAUUGCUAUGGGUAUUGGCAUUUGCCUUUUCAUGAGCCUUUUGGUUUUUCCAAUAUGGUCUGGCGAUGACCUUCACAUGUCCACCGUUACUAAGUUCCAAGGCCUCUCACGCUCUAUUGAAGCCUGUGUAAAGAAGUAUUUCGAGGAGAAGGAGAGAGACAAAGAAGAUUCAGAUUCUGAAUCUGAUGAUGAUGACGUAAUCUACAAAGGAUAUAAGACUGUUUUGGAUUCUAAAUCCUCUGAUGAAGCACUAGCGAUGUAUGCAAGUUGGGAGCCGAGACAUACACUGCGUUGUAAUAAAUUUCCAUCUCAACAAUACACCAAAAUUGGAUCUGUUCUUCGCAAGUUUGGUCACACUGUUGUUGCUCUUCACGGAUGCUUACAAACGGAGAUUCAGACUCCUAGGUCUAUUCGUACUCUCUUCAAAGAUCCUUGUGUUAGACUAGCCGGAGAAAUCUGCAAAGUUUUAUCGGAACUCUCUGAAAGCAUUCUAAACAAACGUCACUGCUCGCCGGAGAUUCUCUCCGACAAUCUAGAAGUAGCGUUAAAAGAUCUCAACGCAGCAAUAAAGUCACAACCUAAGCUCUUCUUGGGGUCUAACCUUCACAGUGACAUCACCAACAAACACCUAAACCGCAAUGUUUCAUAUUACAACGACAGUAAUAACGUCGACGGCAAUGUUUUGAGUCAGACAACGCCACAAAACGUCACCGUAUCGCAAGCUCGGUUUAACAGCACUGUUUCGCUCUCUAGUUUUAUGGGUCAGACGUCACACCGGAAGUCGGUGAAUAAACCGGGACCGGUUGGAGAGAAGAGGAGAUUUAGAAAACAGUUGAGUAAAGCCGCGGUUAUGAAAAGUUUGGAGUUUUCGGAGGCGUUACCGUUUGCUGCCUUUGCGUCUCUUCUUGUGGAGAUGGUGGCAAGGCUUGGUACUGUGAUUGAUGAGGUGGAGGAGCUGGGAAGCAUCUCCUGCUUCAAGGAGUAUGAUAAGAUUGUUGAUCGGACGGAUGUGGAAGUGCGAAUUGAGAAACCGGUGGAUCUAGUGGUUGGAGAUUGAACCGACCGGUAAAGUUCGGCUUGGUUUGUACAAUUUUCUAUGUGACUCGAUUCUCUUUUUGUGAUGAAUAAUGGAUAUUGAUUUCGUGUUUCUUAUUUUUCUCGGCAUUUUGUAACACGAGUUUGUAAUUUCUGAGGCUUUACUUAUACAAAAAAAGACAUGUUUGCCUU
Messenger RNA from Brassica napus (rape), 1919 nucleotides. Its product is annotated as aluminum-activated malate transporter 13. The coding region runs from base 127 to 1749 and encodes 540 amino acids. Gene Ontology annotation, biological process: malate transport. The record is from RefSeq and is a predicted model, not a curated record. Lineage: Eukaryota; Viridiplantae; Streptophyta; Magnoliopsida; Brassicales; Brassicaceae. The transcript is spliced from 6 exons. Gene Ontology annotation, cellular component: plant-type vacuole membrane.